This is a messenger RNA of Helobdella robusta, 2258 nucleotides long. RefSeq lists its product as hypothetical. Gene Ontology annotation, biological process: protein folding. NCBI's taxonomy places the organism in Eukaryota, Metazoa, Annelida, Clitellata, Rhynchobdellida, Glossiphoniidae. Gene Ontology annotation, cellular component: chaperonin-containing T-complex. The record is from RefSeq and is a predicted model, not a curated record. The transcript has 12 exons. Bases 48 to 1724 code for a protein of 558 amino acids. Gene Ontology annotation, molecular function: ATP hydrolysis activity; ATP-dependent protein folding chaperone; ATP binding.
UAUCUGUGUAUAAUAAUUCGCUUGGAUUUUCAUCGAAAGUUCUCAAAAUGACUUCAACGAUGAGCGCUUUAUGUGUGGCUGGGGACAGAACCACCGGCCAAUCCGUCCGAACACAAAAUGUAAUGGCAGCUUGUUCGAUUGCCAACAUUGUGAAAACCAGUUUGGGUCCGGUGGGCCUGGAUAAGAUGCUGGUUGACGAUGUUGGGGAUGUAACCAUCACUAAUGAUGGAGCCACCAUUCUUAAGUUGUUGGAAGUUGAACACCCAGCUGCAAAGGUUCUUGUCGAACUUGCUCAAUUGCAAGAUGAAGAAGUUGGUGAUGGCACAACAUCUGUUGUAAUCAUAGCUGCAGAACUGUUAAAAAAUGCAGAUGAAUUGGUUAAGUAUAAGAUCCAUCCAACCUCCAUAAUUAGUGGCUACAGGCUGGCCUGCAAAGAAGCUUGCAAGUACAUACAAGAUAACUUGACCAUAUCAACUGAUGAACUUGGCAAGCAGAGCAUCAUCAAUGCUGCCAAGACCAGCAUGUCCAGCAAAGUCAUUGGGUCAGAUGAUGAAUUUUUUGCUAAUCUGGCAGUAGAUGCAGCCCAUGCUGUGAAAGUUAGUGACGGGAAAGGAGGUUUCAAGUACCCCAUCAAGGCAAUAAAUGUCCUGAAAGCCCAUGGCAUGAGAGCUGUUGAAAGUGUCCUAGUUAAUGGAUAUGCUCUUAAUUGUACUGUUGCUGCUCAAGCCAUGCCAAAGAGAAUCACGAAUGCCAAGAUAGCUCUGUUGGACUUCAGUCUUCAGAAGGCCAAGAUGAAGUUAGGAGUGCAAGUGCUUGUCAACGAUCCUUCUAAGCUGGAGGCAAUCAGGCAGAGAGAAAGUGACAUAACGAAGGAGAGAGUCCAGAAGAUUCUGUCCACGGGCGUGAAUGUGGUCUUAACAACCGGGGGCAUUGACGACCUCUGCACCAAAUAUUUCGUCGACGCUGGGGCUAUGGCUGUUAGGAGGUGUAAGAAAGUUGAUCUGAAGAGGAUUGCUAAGGCUACUGGAGGGCAGUUGAUAUCGACUCUUGCAAACAUGGAGGGUGAGGAAAGCUAUGAUGCCAGCAUGAUGGGACAGGCUGAUGAGGUCAUUCAAGAGAGGGUGUCUGACGAUGAAUUGAUUCUUAUUAAGGGACCCAAGGCUCACACAUCAGCCAGCAUCAUCUUGAGAGGAGCAAAUGAUUUUCUGCUAGAUGAAAUGGAAAGAUCUCUUCAUGAUGCCCUCUGCGUUAUCAAGCGUGUCCUCGAGUCAAAAUCCGUCGUCCCCGGUGGUGGAGCUGUGGAGGCUGCUGUCUCCAUCUAUCUCGAGAAUUUCGCUUCAUCUCUUAGUUCCAGGGAACAGUUGGCCAUUGCAGAGUUUGCAAAUAGUUUGUUGGUGAUUCCUAAGCAGUUGGCAGUCAAUGCAGCUCUCGAUUCAACCGAUCUGGUGGCCAAACUGAGAGCUUUCCAUAACUCUUCUCAGACUAAACCUGAGCAUAAAGAAUUAAGAUGGAUUGGUCUCGAUCUGAUAGAAGGAAAGGUUCGUGACAACAAGGAAGCAGGUGUUUUUGAACCAACGAUCUCCAAGAUCAAAAGUUUGAAAUUUGCCACAGAAGCUGCCAUAACCAUUUUGAGAAUUGAUGAUAUGAUUAAGCUGGCCCCCGAACAACCCAAGGGCAAAUCUUACGGUGAUGCUUGCAACGCCGGAGAGCUAGAUGAUUACUAGGCAGUGCCAAGGGCGAGGCUACUGAAUAUUAAUGAAUGAAUAAAUUAAUAAUUAAUUAACUAGUUGAUCGGUUCUUCGUGGUGAUGCUGAGUGAUUAGAUGCUUGCUUGAGAUUAGGCAGUGUGGAGGGAAGGUUGAAUGUUAAUGAAUGAAAAUAUUUAAAAUAAUAUGUUCAUUAAUAUGUUUGGCUGAAUGUUUAUAAAUAGACAAAUGAAUAAAUAAAUAAUAAAACUAGUUGAUUGGCUGUUAUUAAUUUUCGUUUGCGGUUAAUUAUAACAAAAAAAUGUAAAUUUUACAUUUUUAUAAACGAACAUCUUGUUCAGUCAUUUGUUUCUAUUUUUCAUUGAUUAAAAUGUUCUGAGGUGGCUAUAGCGAGAAUGAUGGGUUUCUAAUACGGAAAGGAUUAGCUCGUAUGUAUUUAUAUAUUUUCGUUCUUGACAACCUAAUUUAACUUUAUACCCAUGUACGUGUAUGCGUGUUUAUUUCAUCAUCGUUUAUUUCUUAGUAAUAAAAUGUUUUAUUAUUACUAAUCGAA